Molecule: messenger RNA, 582 nt
Organism: Aureobasidium vineae
Lineage: Eukaryota; Fungi; Ascomycota; Dothideomycetes; Dothideales; Saccotheciaceae
Source: the annotation of a GenBank genome assembly
AUGUCUUCCAACGUCGGACUCUCUACGCCACGCGGCAGUGGUACCUCUGGCUAUGUCCAGCGCAACCUCUCCCACCUCAAGCCGCGCGACGCCGCUGCGCCCUACACCAAGGACCACGAUCUUCUCAGACAUCGCCAGCGCCAACCCGACAAGGAAAUUCUCGAACACGACCGCAAGCGCGAGAUUGAAGUCAAGGUCUUUGAGUUGCGCGACAAGCUCGAGGAGGAAGAGUACGCACGCUUACAGAAUGCUUCUAACCAAGCACGCAAUGCUAACGCACGAACAGGGNUCGACGAAGACGACAUCGAGGACCAGUGCACCGCCCUACGCAAGAAGCUUCAAGCCGAACAAUCAAGCAAAAACUCCACUACAAACGCAAGAGGUCUCAAGUCACACCAAGUCCACGAGCUAGCCAAAGCAAAGAUUGAGGAAAGCGAGAAACUCAGACGCGCUUUCGGCAUCAGCAAAGACUACGAAGAAGGCAGCCACUGGAAGAAGCAGGAGGAAAAGGCUCGACAAAUUCAGGAUCGCCAAGCAGAGGAAUCGAGAAGGGCAAAAGAAGAGGAUGAUUAUUCCGACUAA